AUGAAGGUUGAGCGUAGGGUGAAGUCCGGGUGUUUUACCUGCCGUUCAAGAAAGAAGAAGUGUGACGAAAGCGGGCCAGUCUGCCGGAAUUGUCUGAAGGGCAGUUUCGAGUGCGUAUGGCCUCAGCGUCGCAAUCAAACUUUGCCGCAUACGUCUUUCAAGGUGAAGAAGAUCAAGAACAAUAAAACGGUGUUCAUCUGUGUGAGCAUGGAGGACGAGAAAACAGUGACCAGGAAAAGGUAUGAUCUUGCUAUAAGUUGCAGGAACGAUCCUGGUCCCACUUCCAGGCUAUACAGUAUUCCAGGUGUGAUCCUGGACUCUGAGUCGGCGAUGCUCCUCAAAGCGUUCAUGCAAGGGUUCGUCCCUAGCAUCACGCCGCAAUUUACGCUCCCGAUUAUAACUCCUGGUGGAAUUGCAAUUCCGCUAUUGCCCAUCUCAUCGGCUUUCAGAGAGGUCUGUUUUGCAUGUGGGGCAUCUUAUUUGGCGUGGAAAAAUGCCUCCAUGGUAGAGCUUGCCCAGAAACGGUACCAACGGAGCAUGAAGACACUUUUCGACGAGAUCAAGCAUCAGAACGUGGAUGGCUCCGAAGACUGGCUUGUUUAUAGCAUGCUGAUUUUAUCUCUCCGAGAAAAAUACUUUGGGGCCAGUAAUGCAAAGUGCACACACCAUCUCAUUGCCGCCUACCAGAUGAUGCUGAAGCGAAGACAUGAACGUCUCAACGGAAAUAGCCAACAUGACCAUUCGCUCUCACAGUUUGACAAGAUGAAGUUCGAACAGUAUUUGACCCAUCCAUCGACCGAAAUGGAUGCCAACGAAUUUUUGGUCUACGAUCUUGUCGAUGAAGGUUCUGGUGAAACUCGCAAGCAGGUGGCAUUCACCGCCCAGGAUAAAUAUAUGGUGGACAGUUUUGCGUACAACUACUCUGUGGAGCUAUUGUUGUGCACUGAACAGGCACUGGGCAAGUUCCCUUCUCCAUUUGAUUUUUUUGACGACUUCCGCGACAUCAUGACCACGCCCGUAUUUGAUCUUCCGGUAGAGUGGAUGAACAAUCCGAUUUUGGGAGCUGCCAGAGAAGGUUUCGAGGUGUGUGCUAAAGCAUCCUGGAUUGCACGCAAACAUGGGAAUCACCGACAUGAGGCAGAAUUGUUGUAUCAUAUCACAGCACAUGAAACUGUUGGAGAUCUUCCGAUGGAGUGUAAUCAGCUCCAAGAGCGCGAUAUUACCCAUCUCAAAUGCAGUCUUCUCACUCGUAUGAUACUAAUGAAGGCUGCUCAUCUUCUUCUUCGCAAGGUGCUGUUUGCAGAUAUAGCUACAGAUGAUCCAAUUAUUCAGAACGACGUUGAAACCAUUCUCACCCACCUUGCCCUGAUUCCAAAUUACCACCCCAUCUGCAGCAUUAUUCCUUGGCCAAUAAUGAUUGCGGGUUCAGCUGCUCUUCAUGAGAAUCAAAGACAGUUUAUCCGGAAGCGUACUUCGGAGAUUGGCGAUUAUGUUCAUACUCACUAUUCAUACCAGAUGCUUGAGUUCUUUGAGAAGGCCUGGGGAAACCAAGGAGUACCUGGAAUGGGAUGUGAUAUCUUGCUUGAUCGUCCCUCUUUGGAGAAGCUUUGUAUUUGA
Messenger RNA from Kuraishia capsulata CBS 1993, 1617 nucleotides. RefSeq lists its product as uncharacterized. Gene Ontology annotation, cellular component: nucleus. Lineage: Eukaryota; Fungi; Ascomycota; Pichiomycetes; Pichiales; Pichiaceae. Bases 1 to 1617 code for a protein of 538 amino acids. Gene Ontology annotation, molecular function: zinc ion binding; DNA-binding transcription factor activity, RNA polymerase II-specific; transcription cis-regulatory region binding. Gene Ontology annotation, biological process: positive regulation of transcription by RNA polymerase II. The record is from RefSeq and is a predicted model, not a curated record. The transcript has 2 exons.